AUGAAGAAGAGAACAACUGUAGAUGGAGUUGUUGUUCUGAAGGAUUUUGCUGUAACAUUUGAGUGGCAGGCGGUUGUUGUUGUGGAGCUCUCGGAGGCAGGUUUUGUUGCAACAACUGCAGUGGAGAUUGUUGCAAUUGUGUCUGUUGUUGCUGUUGCUGCCUCUCAUGUUGACCUGGCUGUUGCUGUUUCUGGGCCUGCUGUCCCAGCUGUUGAGGCAGUUGCUGCAGCAAUGGCAGGUUUUGUGGUUCAGGAAGCUGCUGUUGCCUCUGCUGCUGGAGAUGGUUCACUGGUAUUUGCAACAAUGACUGUAAUUGCUGCUGUUGCUGCUGCUGGUGGUGUUGCUGCUGCAACUGUUGCUGUUGCUGUUGAUGCUGCAGCUGUUGGUGCUGUGGAUGUUGCAACUGUUGUUGCUGUUGAUGCUGCAGCUGUUGUUGUUGCUGUUGAUGCUGCAACUGUUGUUGUUGCUGUUGCAAAUGUUGCUGCUGAGGCCAAGACACAGGUGACUGUUGCAACUGGCUGA
Sphenostylis stenocarpa is the source of this 522-nucleotide messenger RNA. The record is from the annotation of a GenBank genome assembly. Lineage: Eukaryota; Viridiplantae; Streptophyta; Magnoliopsida; Fabales; Fabaceae.